Phyllopteryx taeniolatus (common seadragon) is the source of this 4665-nucleotide messenger RNA. It is a transcript of the gene ccdc146, whose product is annotated as coiled-coil domain containing 146. Bases 1616 to 4432 code for a protein of 938 amino acids. The transcript is spliced from 24 exons. The record is from RefSeq and is a predicted model, not a curated record. Gene Ontology annotation, cellular component: cytoskeleton. NCBI's taxonomy places the organism in Eukaryota, Metazoa, Chordata, Actinopteri, Syngnathiformes, Syngnathidae.
AAAUGAAGUCGGAUGUGUCGAGGACAUGGCAAUUUUAAAAGUCUGCAAAUGAUUCUGUAAAAGCUGAUGUCGGGCUUUUUAAGGCACUUUAAACAUCUGUUUAUGAAGUGUCUGCAGACACUUUGCCUCAAGGACAAACUCGUUGACAAGAGAAAGCGUAACGGUAUGUGAAGUAUGGAAAAAACAACAACACUUGUGCGUGUGUUCGAUUUAAUUUGGAUGCUCGAAAUAGUGCUAAAAAAAAAAGUGGAUCUCAGUUGUAAUUGUUGUGACUCUGGCCUGCAUGUGCUCAUAAAAUCAUUUUUGUUUGCAGAUUGAUCCCCCUGUGUCAAGGUGUACCAUAAAACAGUCUACACCAGUCGAGCUAGUCAGAGGCACAUACAGUACAUCAUCAGUAUUUAUGCCACUGUCACAUCGAUGGAUUUUUUUCACAUUUUUAGAAGGUAGUCGGCGGUGAGGAAACCGCUGACUCGGCACAUUUCGCCUCCAAUUCAAACAUUGUGGAGCUAUACUGUAUACUGUGUCAUUAGUGCAGCUGUGUUAGGAAGAAGCCAUGCAAAAUCCCUAUACGGGGAAAAGAGGGAAAAUAAAAGCUGCCAACAUUACUACUGAACAUAUUCAGUAAUCCCACUCUUCAGUCAUGCUUAACAGCUCCUCUUGCAUCAUUUUCAUCUGUUCUGCAUUAUGGAACUACAGUGAUAAACUGCGUUGGAAAGAUCUGGUGUCUUUUUGGCACGUACAGAUUUUGUAGCAUGUGAAGGAUGAUAAAUAGUAUAGUGAGGAAGUGGAGGUAUACAUUUGUCUGCACUCGCAUGAUGGGGAAGCUUUGAUCAUUCCCACAUAUGUUUACAAUCACAAGACGAGUUCAUGUAACCAAACAUGGGAAUUGACAAUUCAUAGAAACGCUCAGGAUGAAACCCAGAGUCUGAAUUGUACUGUAAGUAUUGUUGGUUCAAGAUUAAUUUGCAAUCUCUGCAAAAGACAAUCAACCCAAGGGUCUUGGAAAUUAAUAAAGAGCGGUACAAUUGACACAAUGAUUAACACAUUUGUCUAAAAUUUGCAAUUCCCUUAAAAAUUCCACACAGGAAGGCCUGUGCCGAGAUUCAAACCCAGAACCUCAGAACUGUGAGGCAGACCGUGUUGUCCAUAUCUAAUACAUGGAAAAAUAUAAUAACAUAACAUAAUAAAAUAUGUUUUUUGGACUCAUAAAUGACACAAAAGAGUCACUUUAAAACGCCCAGUGAGUUGAACGCAAGCUAUACUAAAUUGCAGUAAAUGACUAUAUUCUGGCCCCUGCUGGACAUUUUGGUUUCAGGCAGCAAAUGUAUUUAUUUAAUGUUUGUUCUGUAUAUAUUUAACUGAGGGGGUUAAUAGAUCAAGCAAUCGUUUGGAAACUCGUUUUUUAUUUAAUUUUAAAUGGCUUCUUUGCAGCAGGCGUUGUUAAGGACGUACGGCGUCGUUGCUAUGACAACCAAGGUGUCGCACACAAAACACGGUUGGAGUGAAAACUGUGAUUUGUGUUCGGUUUUACGAACAUUUCCAAUUGUUUGUCAACAGUGUUUUUUUUUGUGCCUUUACUUUGUUUCGUGUGCUUACGUACAGCUGUUCACAAGAGAUGGAGACUGAGAUUGAGAAGGAGAAGGACGCCCCUCUUGUGGCCAUACGACCUGAUGCUUCAUUUUCAGAGGUCACUGCUUGGUCUACUUUUCAGCGCCUGGAUGAGAUGCUGUCACUGGGAAAAAUCAGUAAAACCAAAGUGGACAAGUUGAAAGCAAUCUAUAUUCAACUCAGUGAUGAAGUGAAGAGUGCCCAGGAUUCGGAGGACCAGCUUUUGGAAGAGGCCAAGAGGCUCCGUGCUGAGCUGAGGAGGCUGCAAGCCGACUUGGAGAAAAGCGGAGAGCUGAGCUUCUCCGAGGAGCCCACGAGUGAGGCGGGCAAGCUAAGGCAGCAGCUCCUGCGGGCGUUCAACGAACUGAGAGCAGCCGAGGAUAGAGACUACAUGACACAGCACCAGCUCAAGUGGCUCCAGGAAGAGAAGCGGUGUCUGCUGAAGGAGAACAACAUGCCGCCAAAACUUGAUAUCCCACAGGAACUGGAGAGCACCACAGUGACCCUUCAGGACAAAUGUGAGAAACUGAAAAAAGAAGUGGGCCAGAGACAGAUGGAAGUCAGAGGUCUGAAGGAAGACAUGGAAACAUAUCAAAUGCAAACACUCAAGGGGGAGAAAGAGCUGGAAGACGCAGAGAAAAUUCUACAACUCAAGGAGGCCGAGAAAGCUCAGCUCCUCGCCGCACCUGAGCAGAUUUUAAAGGAGAUUGGAGAGAAACGCUCCAAGAGGGAAGCCGCGGUAAAGACAUUGGGAGCGAUGGACGCCCAGUUUUCGGAGAUGACGCAGAAAGCGAAGGAGGUGGAUGAACACAAUGACCUCCUCAGGGCACAAAAGGAGGAGCUGGCCAAGGAGCUGGAGGGUCUUCAGGCCCAAGUGGAGGCCAGCCAAAGGAGGUGCAGUCAGCUCCAGAAAGAGCACGAGGUCCUCAGGGAAGAAGAAGCUGAGCUUAUGGGGCACAGAGGGAUCCUGGAAAUGAAGUUGCAGAAUAUCAUGUGUGAGCGAAAGCUGCUUUGCGAGAGCCGGUCUGUGCAGCUCAAAGAGAAAAAAAGGCAAAUGCAGGUCUUCAAGAGGAUGGAGCGUGCCCUGACCAUAGCCACUGAGCAGCUCAAACACACUCAAUCUACCUGCACUGAUUUGCAAGCACAGUUGGAUGCGCUUCCGAAAAGAGGUGCCGGUAUCGCGCAGAGGAUGGCGCUUCAGAAGGAAGUGGAUGCACUCAAAGUGAGCAUUGAAAAACAGUUAUCAAGAGCUGAAAAGGCGAGUCAGAAGCAGCAGCAGUCUGGGAUCAUUCAGGAGCUGCUAAGGGAAUCGGACGGCCUGAGAGAAGAACUGCAUCACCUCAGAUGUCUGACAUACAUCAAAGCAGAGGAGAGGGGCCAGAAGCACCGCGAGAUGCUCAGAGCCGAGCAAAUGAACCAGCACAUCCAACAGGAACUUCGAGAGAAAGAGCUCAUCAAGAUGCACCACAGCAAGCUGAGUGCCAUGCUGCAGCGCAGAGUGCUACAGUAUGGCGAACUUUGCAACGUUAUCACAGAGGAGAAAAAUAAGUAUGUCAAGCUGAAGCAGAUCGCCUCACAGACCAUCACGGAGUUGAUGGAACAGGCGAAGGUGCUGGAAAAUGAGCUGGAGAUCCAAAAGAGCAUUGUCACCAAGAAGGACAGAUUGCUGGCCAAAGUUCACAAGAAGCUCUCUAAUAGCUGCAAAAUAAGGGAUAAACUACGCAACAACAUCAACAAGGUUGCUUGGCAAAGCCGUCUGGUCCGCCAGGAGCGCGAGGAUAAUGAAGUGGAGUUACAGACGCUGAGGCAAAUGAUCAGCCUCCAGGAGCAAGCGCUUAGCGACAUGAUCAAGAACCAGGAAGGGGCCGUACAGCGGCGCAAUUUUCUCGGCAUUCAGCUGCUGGAGCACGAGGAGGUGUUGUUCGACUACCAGGAGAAGGUCAACACACAGGAGGCGGCCAUCGCCGAGGGCAAUGUGGCGCUGGAGAACCUUGAGAAGGAAAUGAGAGAUCUGAAGGUGGCCAUCAGCGAGGAGAAGAGGCAGAUCGGCUUCAAGAAGAAGGAAGUGCUGGUCCAGAAGAAGAUGGAGGAGGAGCUCAUCAUGCUGCAGCUGGAAAUGUUGGAGGUCAGAGACCAGACGCUAGAUAAUCUAACAAAAACAGCAGAUUACAAAGAGCUAAAAGGCUCCGAUCCGUCCUCCUCUGAACUGUUCAAGAAGAUAGAGAAGCUGGAGGCCAGCCUUGCUGAGAGGGAGAGGCAGCUUUUGGAGAGAGGGCUCCUCGUGGACCAGGUGACACGUCUCUCCAAGGAUCUCCAAGAACAGAAAGACAACUGCCAACAAGACAAACUGUCGCUGGCCAAGAAGUUGAAUGAGCUGCGAACCCACAUCAUUGACAUCAGCCGCCGCUUGAUGGCCACGUCUGCAGAACUGUCGAUGAAGCAAGCGGCUGUCUUGUGCCUCCAGCAGGAGGUCAAAGAGAAAGAGCUUCAGAUGGAAAGGUGUCAGAGGCGGUUGGAGCAAGGCCUGCCACCCUGCCCUGAGAUGGAGGAAGAAUGGAGGAGGAUGCUCCGGGACAAAAAGAGGAGACAGAGAGACAAAGAUGAGCGAGAGAGGCUGGCAGACGAGGACGAGUGGAAGCAGUUGGCGAACGGACAGUACACCACGGCGGAGAGUCGACCCGAUGCCUACAUCCCCCACACAGACGCGCUCCCUCUGCCCAAACCCUAUGGAGCGCAGGCCCCUUUCAAGCCAUCGCAACCAGGAGUAAUGGUGUGUGUGAUCAUCCAUUGCUGGCAGCUGCUGAGAGCUGUCGGAUCUAUUUAGCACCAAACAGUUUGGGCUUCAUUAAGCGACUACAUAACACCGACCGGACGAGGCUAACGACUGCGGAGGCUCGGAUUCCCGCUAAAAGAUGAGAAAUUCCGGAAAAAUCUUUUCUGUGCAAGCUGUUUGCUGAAAGUGACUCAGCUUGUUCUGUCGCUGAGAUCAUUUCCUGACUGCGGAUUGAAAUAUUUUUAAGAUGUGCAAACUUCUAAAUGCAUCUGGAUGUUUUUUUU